This is a messenger RNA of Plutella xylostella (diamondback moth), 2910 nucleotides long. RefSeq lists its product as uncharacterized. Lineage: Eukaryota; Metazoa; Arthropoda; Insecta; Lepidoptera; Plutellidae. The record is from RefSeq and is a predicted model, not a curated record.
UUGACAGAUUUCAAGUAUCGGUCAUUUUCGUUGUUGUGUUUUCUCUCCUCUCUGUAAAUUUUAUUAAAAAACUCAACUUAAAGUCGUCGAAUGCACUUUGAAUAAUGUUAAAAACAUUUCCUGUGUGACAAACACCUUAGCCGAGUUAUCAUCUAAGUGUUUAAAAUGGAGAGAGUCCGAAAUAAUUUCACCGAAAUGCCUCGUCGAGCCGGAGAGGUCCUCCGGCGAAUCAACAGAUUUACAGAAGGACCCCUGACGCGGAAGAAACUCGUCCUUCUAGUGCUCAUAGUGGUGUUCUUGCUGCUGUACAUCGGCCCCACACUCCUCAACUGGUGGAGCUCAGAGACAUUCACCGACCAUCAGUUCACUUGCAAGAACACCUUCCUAGAACCUUUCCAAGAGGCUUUGAACGACUACGACGCCUAUGUGCGGCAAGAGCACACCGGCACACACACACCUAAAAGUCACAACUAUGUGCCCUAUGUAGGCAAUGGCUAUUUAGGCCUAGCAUUAGAACAGUACUCACCAUUGCAGAUAAAAAAUGGAAGAUCACUGUCUCUACCGCUACAUUACUACCCUCUGUACAUAGCUAAGGAGGCAGAAAUGAAAGAGUACACUGUAGCAGAGUACAGAAAGGGAAUUAUUCACAGGUUUCAAUGCAGUGGGUCUGGUUUGCAAGUUUCAUACAAGUACUAUGCACACAGGACUAUCCCAUCCCUUUUUGUUCAGGAAAUUAAUGUGAAUAACCCAACUAGUGCCUCAAGGUCAGUGGAAUUCUUCAAACUUGGGAUUGAGGAUUGGCCAACUGCCGUCUCCCAGACUGUCAAGCUACGGCAUGGAGGUGACACUAAGGAUUAUGAGGUGGUGACAGGUAUGCUGUCUGUCCCGGACAGUGACCUGGUCAUUGCUGCAUCAGUGGUCAGCAGGAAGAUGCCCAACUCCAUAAUCAUUGAAGCCAGGGAGAGCUCUGAGAUAACCAUAUUGACUACUGUGAACUACAGUGGCAAAAUAAAGCAGUCAGAAUAUGCAAAGUAUAAAGAUAUUGUUGAGAAGAAGGCUUUAGAUGAAAUGGAGAAGAUAUCAGCAACAUCAGACCCCACUUCUAUUAAAACUUUAAGAGAUAAACAUGCAAGAGUCUGGGAUGGGCUCUGGUACACAGGUUUCUCUAUCAGUGACUCUAAAGCUGAGGGGGUCAUUAAUGGAGAUAGGAUCAAUGCUACCAUAUAUGCUAUCUUAUCACAAGUAAGAAGCUAUGAGCAUGAGGAAAAUAUUCGCCCGAAAACCAGGUCUGAUAUACUGAUGUCUUUGACUUACUCAGAAGGUUGUUACGAAGGUCACUCUACACUGGAUGCAUUCAACUUGUGGAAACCUCUUCACACUCUGAAUGACUUGAACACUGUGGCAAGUAUUUGGUUGCUUACUUUAGAGAAACAAGGUUGUCACAACUUGUUAAAAGCAGGAGCCAGUGGGGUGAACCUGGCCAUGAUCUUGAGUUUUGGUAGCUUACGAUUCAGCAGCCAACACUUGGAGUACAACAUCCAUCCGUCCAAGCUGCACCGAGACUUCCUCUUCCGCCGUGUGACAUAUGGCAACAUGACGCAUUUGAACAUAAGUGUUGUAGUACAAGAGGACAACAAAGCUGCCUUAUUUGUUGCUUUAGACCGCUCCGACCGCACCUACUACGCCUGCGACGGUGGAUGUUUAGACCCGCCUACCAAGCUGGGUGCUUAUCGCGUAUACUUCCCAGUGAAACUGACUGAGCCAUUGACUGCUAUACUGUACAUAACAGCUGAUAAGCAGCACAUGGAGGACUUGAGACAUGCGAUACAUGUGAAGGAAGUGAUAGAGGCUCCCGCUCAUGAGGACCAUGUCAUAGCGCUGCACAAACAUGGACACAGCCUGGGAGGACUCAACCCGCUGUUCUGGAUGUCCAUCAUAUGUUUGAUUGUGGUCUUCCAUCUGUUCCUGUGCAGAAUCAUCAUGAACGAGUUCUGUGACAGUGGCAUUAACUAUAGGAGGCUCUAUAACAAACCGUCAAUACCCUGAAUAUUUAGGGAAUACUGUGAAUGUUUGUGGACUGUCAUGAGAACUAUUGCCUUACAGGACAGCCAGUGAAGAUGAGUCCGUCAAGAUGAAGGCCUUUAUUGUAGCACAUCACAAGACUGCGUAACUUUAUGUUGAAAAAUUCUAGUAUUCAUAGAUUAUGUUCCUUCUUUAAUAGUUUAGUUAGCAAGGUAUGCUAAUAAUAAUGUUAUGUAACGUAUUUUCUUUAUAUUCGUUAGCACAGUCUUUAUAAAUAAACCUGAUGUAACUGCUGGAAAAGAUAGCACCUUCUCGAGUUUUGGGUUUAAAUAAUACCACAGGUGCUUGACAACAUGUUAAACUUUUCAGACAUAGGUAGUAGGUGUGAUAUUUAAAAAGUACCAGAUGCUUCCAGUAACAAUACCUAUGUCCUUUAACACAUGUGAUUGAUUUCACAAUAUUUAAUCAUGUCUUGGCCUAAUUUUGUUGACAAGUCAUGUUCAUUUCUCUCUUCAAUACUGUUAGUAGGUAGGUAGUUUUGUACCUAGGACCUAUAUCUAAUCUAAACUUCUACCUAAUUGUAUAAUUUUAAAGUCUAACUUAGCAGAAAUUUUCGCUUUAGGUACAAAAUUACGAGAAGAAUUUAAAAAAUGAAUAGACAAUUUAGGCUUUAUCACGAAAAUUAUCAAUGCAUAAGAAGAUUGCCUAAUAACUCUGCUGAAGGAGUGAAUAGCAAUAAGUAAUGUUGAAUGCGUGACUAAGUUUUUGUGGUAAGGCCGUUAGAUAGUACCUAUGGGUUAUUUAAAUGUGCCUACUGAUACAAAAAAAAACCGCUAGCUACUAGAUAAGUGAUGUUUAUUACUUACUUAAGAUUAUGUAGGUGAAUGA